UCCCUGACAAAGUCUUAUGAACAAUUGAGUACUAUUAGUAGGACUAGUACACUAGCGGUUUUUGUGUACUUCUCAGAGUGAUAUAUAGAGAGAGAAGAAGAACCAAAAUCGAAAAUAAUGAAGGCUAUAGUGAUAACCACUCCGGGUGGUCCUGAAAUGCUGCAGCUACAAGACGUUGAAGACCCCAAAAUCAGAUACGACGAAGUCCUCAUCCGAGUUCAUGCCACCGCACUUAACAGAACCAACAUGUUUCAGAUAAAUGGAUCCUACCCUUCCCCUGAAGGUGCAAGUCCAUGCCCAGGUCUUGAGUGUUCCGGAACUAUCGAAUCCGUUGGCAAAAACGUUUCCAGGUGGAAAAUCGGCGAUCAGGUGUGUGCUCUUCUCAGUGGAGGAGGAUAUGCUGAGAAAGUUGCUGUUCCUGCUGGACAAGUUCUUCCGGUUCCACACGGGGUUUCUCUCAAGGAUGCAACUAGUUUUCCUGAGGUUGCAUGCACUGUGUGGUCAACUGUUUUUAUGACGAGCCGGUUAUCUCAAGGAGAAACCUUGUUGAUCCAUGGAGGUUCCAGUGGAAUCGGUACAUUUGCAAUUCAGAUAGCAAAAUACCAAGGAGCAAGAGUAUUUGUUACUGCAGGUAGUGAGGAGAAACUAGCUUUUUGCAAGGGUAUUGGAGCUGAUGUGGGCAUCAAUUACAAAACAGAGGACUUUGUUUCAAGGAUAAAGGAAGAAACUGGUGGUCAAGGUGUUGAUGUUAUUCUUGAUUGUAUGGGAGCAUCCUAUUAUCAAAGAAAUCUUGAUAGCUUAAAUUUUGAUGGUAGGCUUUUUAUUAUCGGCUUUCAAGGAGGGUUUUCUACAGAAGUAGAUCUCCGUGCUUUACUUGCCAAGCGUCUUACAGUACAAGGGGCUAGCUUGCGUGUUAGGAGUCCUGAAAAUAAAGCAGUGAUAAUUAGUGAAGUGGAGAAGAAUGUUUGGCCUGCAAUUGCAGAAGGAAAGGUUAAGCCUGUUAUCUUCAAAUCUUUCCCUCUUUCUGAAGCAGCCGAGGCUCACCGGCUUAUGGAAAGUAGCCAGCAUAUUGGCAAGAUAUUGCUUGUGCCUUGAACACCGUCGCAAAUAAUACAUCAUAUAUAUACCAAUAUAAUAAUCAUGAAGAGCAUGCAUAUAGUAAAUAUGUAUUUUCUUAAAUAUAAAAGUUUUUAAAGGAAUUACAACAUAUAU
Molecule: messenger RNA, 1212 nt
Organism: Gastrolobium bilobum
Lineage: Eukaryota; Viridiplantae; Streptophyta; Magnoliopsida; Fabales; Fabaceae
Exons: 6
Coding region: 118-1095 (325 amino acids)
Molecular function (GO): oxidoreductase activity
Source: RefSeq, a predicted model, not a curated record